This is a messenger RNA of Scophthalmus maximus (turbot), 3350 nucleotides long. RefSeq names its product RUN domain containing 1 (gene rundc1). The coding region runs from base 117 to 1853 and encodes 578 amino acids. NCBI's taxonomy places the organism in Eukaryota, Metazoa, Chordata, Actinopteri, Pleuronectiformes, Scophthalmidae. The record is from RefSeq and is a predicted model, not a curated record. The transcript is spliced from 6 exons.
UCUUCCCAAGAUGGCGCUACACCUGCUCCUCCGGCGCUGAUCCCACCUGUUUUCUGCGCAACACACGGAAAUAAAACAUCUUUUUUUUUUCUCCAUCGUCCCCCCCGGAAACAAACAUGUCCACAGAGGAGCUGUCGGCCUCGGACAGCGAGGCCGUCGUGGCCGGCGCCGGGAAGCGAUGGGCUCCGGUGGGCGCCGUGGCCAGUCCCGAGGAGGAGGAGCAGGGCCGCUGCGGGAGCGCCGGCCGGCCGACGCAGAGGCGCUCGUCGUCGGCGGCCGCCGACGGGGAAAUGUCCGCGCGGCUGCGGACGCUGGAGGACGAGCAGCAGCUGCUGAACUCCUCGCUGCUCGCGCUCACCUCGCACUUCGCGCAGGUCCAGUUCCGGCUGAAGCAGAUCGUCCACGCGCAGAGCGACGACAAGGAGCGGAUGCUCGCCGAGCUGGAGGAGUUCGCGUUCCGCGGCUGCCCGCACGUGGUGGGCUGCCGCGCGCAGGACGCCGCCGCCGCCGCCGCGCAGCCGGAGAACUCGGGGGAUCUGACUGAGAGGGAGAAGAGGGAACGCCUGGAGGCCCAGAGGGAAAAACAGAAGGAUCUCAUUUUCCAGCUGAAGACCCAGCUGGACGACCUGGAGCACUUUGCCUACCAGGAGGGCAGCUACGACUCGCUGCCGCAGUCCAUUGUCAUGGAGAGGCAGAAGGUCAUCAUCGACGAGUUGAUCAAAAAGCUUGACGUGAACCUGAACGAGGACAUCGGGAACCUGUCGCCCGAGGAGCUCAGGCAGAGAGUGGACGCAGCCAUCGCUCAGAUCGUGAACCCGGCCCGAGUCAAGGAGCAGCUGGUGGACCAGCUCAAGACCCAGAUCAGGGACCUGGAGAUGUUCAUCAACUUCAUCCAGGACGAGGUGGGGAAUCCUCUCUUGUCGGAUGGAAACAACCAGCAGCCACGAGCGACAGGAGCCAACUCCAGGACUCCUGGGGUGAAGAGGAAAGUGGACCCCGAACAGGCGCAGAAGAUGCGGGAGACGGGCCUGCAGCUGAUCCAGAAGGCCCUCGCCGUGCUGCAGAUCUUCGCCGCGAGCCAGUUUGGCUGCGCGACCGGACGCGUCCCCCCGAGCAUGUGGCCCCAGGACUAUGCGCCGCAGGACUACGGGCCCCUGCUGCAGCGGCUGGAGGCAGCCGUGGACAAAGUGCGAGUGCUGGGCUCGUACAGACGGCCGUCCCUCGAGCACGUCGUCAACUACACCAGCAACUCGUCCCUGGGGCCCCGGGACGAGCUGACGGCGUCCGUGCGCAAGGAGCUGGCGAUCGCUCUCAAAGACUUGCUGGCCCACGGCCUCUUCUCGCCCUCUCAGACCAUGAGCUUGGUGCUGGCGCCCAUCUCCUGCCUGCUGCCGUACAGACCCGACCCGCAGACCAUGCACCCGUGGGAACUCUUCGUCAAAUACUACCACUCCAAAAACGGGAAGGCCUUUGUGGAGACGCCGGCCCGUCAGCUCUCGCAGUCCUUCAGGCUGCCGCUGGGCGGCGGCCCGGUGACCGUGACCCCUAAACAGUCCCUGCUGUGGGCCGUCCACACUGUGCUGAAGGAGCACGGACGCUUCAAGCGGGGGCCGGACACGGAGUUCAAAGCGCUGGUGUGCAUGGCUCUGAACGAGCAGCGGCUGGUGUCGUGGCUCAACCUGCUGUGCAAGUCCGGCACCCUGAUACACCCGCACUACCAGGCCUGGAGCUACAUGGCCCAGACGGGCUUCGAGGGGGCCCUGCGCAUCCUGGGCCGCAUCAGCCACCUGAAGUUCAACCUCCCAGUGGACCUGGCCGUGCGGCAGCUCAAGAACAUCAAGGACGCCUUCUGAGGAGGCGACACCACGUCCACGAAAAAAGUAUGAAAUUCAUUCGAAGAAGUAUUUUAUCCGCUCAACCACACACACCUCCUCCAACCUGCAUUCAGACGCAUGUCCUUCAAGUAGGUCACGUUUUAAAAGGUCAUUUAAGCGGAAAUCUACAGCACAUGCAUGGAUGAUUAUGUUGUUUGAGCUUCAGCCGUAUGAAACGAUAAUAAUCUGCAUAUUUGUUUUAGAUGCCAAAAUCGACGAGAAGACAAUGUUACUCGUACUGUAAACCUGCCUGAGGGCGGAGCUUGUGAUGACUUCCUCUUUAGUUGAGCCUGCGUGACCUUAGCGACCUGUGCUCCUCAUACAGUAUCAUACCCCCCCCCGUGUAUAUGACGGUGCCGUGAGAUUUGUACAGUAAUUAUUACUGUAAAGUGGCUGAAAGUAAAGACAAUCUUGGAAGAAAGAAAAAAACAUUUCUCGAUACUGUGGCUUCAACACAGUAGCCAAGAGCUUGUGGUGUGUCGGUCCUGGUGCCGCUCCGUUCUUCUUCUUUUUUUUCCGUGGACCGAAUUGUUCCGGUGGUGAAUCCCAUUGUAGCAGACGGGUUGAUUGUAACAGUUUCCAUCGGGGUACGUGAAGUUAAAAAAGUCGCCUACGAUUAUGCAGUUUGUGCUCUCGACUCCAUUUGAAACCUCUUGAAGUUGUUGUCGGUCUUUUGCACGUUUUGCGUUUUCAGUUUGCGUGAAACAUUUGGACCCUGUAUGAAGUUGCUGCUGCUCCACGUACAGUUACGAUGAACUGACGAGAGAUUUCGUACGAUGCCAAGUUUAUUUCGCGAUGUCAAAGUUUACAUCCAGCAUUUAAAUCAAAUGAUUGUAGUUUGGUUUUUAUUCCCGUAAUUAGUUUUUUAUGUUCAUGUCGACAGCGGAGUUGCAUGAAUCAUAUCUUUAAAUACUGAAAGUACAAACCCUAGAUGCCGUUAAACUUAAGUUAUUUUAUAUACUUGCUGUCCUUUUUUUCCUUCCGUUCGUAGUGAUGACACGUCAGCGUGUCAGACGAGGGAGAGCUGAUAAAAGCUGGGGUGAUAAAAAACCUGAUCUCUGACUCACGCUCGGCGCGUUAUUUUAUCUUGUUUAUUUUACGUACUACUGUUCAUACUGUGCAAUGCUGUCGUUUCCUUAUGCUUUCCCCCGUUAUGUUGUGAUUUAUGCGACCAGACCUUUUAUUUAUUUAUUUGACGGCAUGUUUUUAGCUCGACACUGAAGUGGGUGAGAACAUAUCACAACACUGUAACUGUAGCUGUCCGAGGCCGGGAUACAACCGUGGAUACACUGGAUGAUUUAAAUUAUGUAUUUAAAUUAUUUUUAAUAUUAUUGUUUAUUUUUAUUUAAUCACUUUGAUUAUAAGUAUGUAUAUAAUAUAUUGGGAGAUAUGAACUGUGCUCUUUGUUUUUAUAUAUCGUGUUUAAUGCGUAGUCACAGCUGUAAAUACAUUAAACAUAAUAAAUUAUGUUUACGA